Vicia villosa (hairy vetch) is the source of this 2842-nucleotide messenger RNA. Its product is annotated as mannosyl-oligosaccharide 1,2-alpha-mannosidase MNS1-like. Gene Ontology annotation, cellular component: endoplasmic reticulum; Golgi membrane. The record is from RefSeq and is a predicted model, not a curated record. Gene Ontology annotation, biological process: carbohydrate metabolic process; N-glycan processing. Bases 550 to 2325 code for a protein of 591 amino acids. The transcript has 14 exons. Gene Ontology annotation, molecular function: mannosyl-oligosaccharide 1,2-alpha-mannosidase activity; calcium ion binding. Lineage: Eukaryota; Viridiplantae; Streptophyta; Magnoliopsida; Fabales; Fabaceae.
UUCAAAGUAUUAAAUGGAUAAAAAUCUGGCCAGCCAAUCAGAAACAGCCAAGUGUCAUUAAUUAUCUCUUUUUUCUUUCUCUCUCCGCGUGGGAUAAAGCCCACUCUCACUGCUAGAGAGUGGCUCACACGCGCCAGAUUUGGACCAGUGAGGCGCUGCCACGUCAGCCUCUGGGACAGAUUAAUUGGUGUUGAGUUUAUUCAACAUCUCUCUCCUCCAACACACACUCAACACCACUUUACACACACCACUACACACCAUUUUCCCAUGUUGACUUCAAUUCAACUCCCCAUUGCACUUGGUCUAAACAAGAACAAAAUAAUAGGGGAUUGAUUUUUACCGCACAACACGUGUAACAACCACAAUCUUCACCUUCCUCUCUCGUUCAUCCAUUCCUUCCAAAAUCGUGGAACGCAGAAUCAAAGGAAACUCCGAUUUUUAUUCUCCACAUUUCUCACAUUCCACAAUUUUACACUUUUGCAUCGAUCUAUGAUUAUACACUUCUCAAACUGAAUUUUCAAUUCCACAUUCUAAUUCACCACCACUGUAAUGGCGAGGAAAACCUAUUCGUCAUCCACAUUGCGUUACGUUCAACCUCGUUAUUACCUAAAAAGACCUAAACGAUUCGCACUCAUCAUUCUCCUUAUCGUCUCUCUUGUAUGGUUUGUUUAUGAUCGUCAAUUGCUCAACAGAGAACACCAGGAGGAUAUUUUGAGAUUAAAGCAAGAGGUUACACACUUGCAAAAAACACUGGAAGAUAUAAAGGGUAAUAUGAAUGACUCAGGAGGAGGAGAAAGUGUUCAAAAUGAUGAGAGUAUACAAAAUGAUGAAAGUAUCAGUAAAUUCAACAAGGGUGUUUCGGUUGAGGUUGAUGAUAAUGAUGAUGAUGAUCCUAUUAGUUUGCAACGAAGAGAGAAAGUUAAAGAAGCUAUGCUUCAUGCAUGGUCGUCUUAUGAAAAGUUUGCGUGGGGCAAGGAUGAACUUAAGCCACAAUCAAUGAAUGGUGUUGAUAGUUUUGGCGGUCUAGGGGCAACUUUAGUAGAUUCUCUUGACACAUUAUUUAUAAUGGGCCUUGAUACCCAAUUCAAAAGAGCUAGAGAGUGGAUUGCAAAAUCAUUGUAUUUCAACAAGAAUAUUGAAGUUAGUGUGUUUGAGACAACCAUAAGAGUUCUGGGUGGGCUUCUUAGUGCUUACGAUCUCUCUGGCGAUGAAGUCUUCCUAGAAAAGGCUAGAGAUAUUGCAGACAAGCUGCUGCCUGCUUGGAAUACACCUUCAGGAAUCCCUUAUAACAGAAUUAACUUGGCCUAUGGCAAUACAAAUAACCCUAGGUGGACGCGGGGAAACAGUAUUCUUGCAGAUUCUGGUUCAGAGCAGCUUGAAUUUAUUGCUCUCUCUCAAAGGACAAACGAUCCCAAGUACCAGGAAACGGCUGAGAAGGUCAUCAAAGAGCUUCGUAGAAGUUUUCCUGAGGAUGGGUUGCUUCCCAUAUAUCUUAAUCCAUUAACUGGAACUAAAUCAUCUGGAGCAAUUACAUUUGGUGCUAUGGGUGAUAGCUUCUACGAGUAUCUGCUCAAGGCAUGGAUACAAGGAAACAAGACUGAAACGGUACAGUUUUACAGGGAAAUGUGGGAGAGAUCAAUGAAAGGUCUGCAAAGCUUGAUUAAGAAGUCAACACCGUCAUCUUUUGUGUAUAUAUCUGAAAAGCUUGGAAAUGCACUCUUGGACAAGAUGGAUGAAUUAGCAUGUUUUGUUCCUGGAAUGCUGGCUUUGGGAUCUUCUGGCUAUGGCCCUGGAGAAGGCGGAAAAAUUAUGUCUCUGGCAGAGGAGCUUGCAUGGACCUGCUACAAUUUUUACGAGUCUACGCCAACUAAAUUAGCUGGGGAGAACUAUUACUUUCGCAGUGGAGAGGAUAUGAAUGUUGGUACCUCAUGGAAUAUCCAAAGACCUGAAACAAUUGAGUCGCUGUUCUACCUCUGGCGUUUCACUAAAAACAAAACAUACCAAGAAUGGGGUUGGAAUAUUUUCCAAGCAUUUGAAAACAACUCUCGCACUGAGGCAGGAUAUGUUGGACUCAAAGAUGUGACUACAGGUGACAAAGAUAAUAUGAUGCAGAGCUUCUUCCUUGCAGAAACCCUCAAAUACCUCUAUCUUUUGUUUUCACCUCCUUCAGUUAUCUCUCUCGACGAAUGGGUGUUCAACACCGAGGCACACCCUAUACGAAUUGUGACUAGAAAUGCUCAUCAAGAAGAACAGAAUACGGACCAACAGGAAAAAAUUCCUCAUCACUUGCAUGGCAGGAAAGAAGGUCGAAUUGAUUACAAGUAGUUAUGGGUUGUUGCUCUAUGAUUGUAAUAAGCAAACCCCGGAGGUAUGCGUGACUUCCUUACUCUCAAAUAUCCAGGACAGGAGUUGCCACGGUCUUGCAUUAGGGUGACCCACCAUUUUUUAUUGAUGCUUGCAGAGGGGCAACUUAUUCUGCUCUAUCAACAUACAGUUGGUUUGUCUGUCACCUCCAAUCCGAAGUUUUGCUGUAAAGAAUGCUUAGAAGAUUUUUACUUUGCUGUAGUAGUAGGAUUAAUAGGAUAAAUGUAGGUGUAAAUGCCUAUGUAGAUACUGAAACCUCUCUACUUAUUAUUUUGAUUGUUUUUGGCAUAUGUAAAUUCUUGUAUAUCAAUUCACUGACCAUCAGUUUUGAAACUUUUUGAUUCUCUGGUUCUUCCAGAUCAAAGAUUAGGCGAGCUUGAGUUUCUGUAUUAGAACCCCCUGAUAUCAAUGUUCUAGAAAUGUAACUUAAGAUUGUUGAGUAGCACUGCGCAUGAAAAUGAUAAUUCUUGCUAGUUCA